This is a messenger RNA of Achroia grisella, 5020 nucleotides long. Its product is annotated as large proline-rich protein bag6-A. The record is from RefSeq and is a predicted model, not a curated record. NCBI's taxonomy places the organism in Eukaryota, Metazoa, Arthropoda, Insecta, Lepidoptera, Pyralidae. The transcript has 21 exons. The coding region runs from base 249 to 3953 and encodes 1234 amino acids. Gene Ontology annotation, cellular component: BAT3 complex. Gene Ontology annotation, molecular function: polyubiquitin modification-dependent protein binding; misfolded protein binding.
AAUUAAGUAGACGACACUACCGCCACCUUUCCCAUUUUUCUCUCGAGACUCCAUGACCGAAUGGACGGAUAAAUCUUAUAUAAAAUUUUCUUUCGCUUUAAUAUAGCAAAAUUCUUAGUUUUUAGUAUUUUUCGUUAUGUGUGAAGUAUAGUUAAUGUUUAAUAUAUAGUGAGUUCAAUAAAAAAGACUUUUGCACUGGUGCGCAUCAUAUCAUAUAACGUGUAGGGCGUACAUCUUUUUGUGUAAAAAUGAUUGAAUUCACGAUAAAGACUUUAGAUUCUAAUAAUCACCAUUUUUCCGUCGAGGAUGAUAUCACAGUGCAGGCGCUUAAAGAAAAAGUUAGAGAUCAGAUAGGACUAGAUAUUAACUUGCAGCGUUUAAUAUUUUGUGGGAGAGUUUUACUGGACGAGAAACUACUUUCCGAAUAUGACGUUAACGGGAAGGUCGUCCAUUUGGUGCAGCGAGCCCCGCCAUGUCCAGAAUCUCGGAAUACAUCUACGAAUAGCGGAUCCGGAUCAAGCACACCACUUCCAGGCUUGACCGCGGAACCGAGUCCCGGUACACGACACGAAAUUAGGCGGCUCAUGGCGUUAAAUACACCAUCAGAAUAUGACGCGGAGCAGGAACAAGCUUUGACUCUUUCGCCAACCACCGGCCGUCUAGAGAUCAUUCGUCGUACAAUAGGAGAAAUAAAGGUCGCACUUGAUUGUCUGCGAGCUCAAUCCGAUGACGAGGAUUCCGAAGAAAAUGAUUCUCAAGAUGGCACCAGACGAGUUCGUCGUAGGACCAUAAGGGCGCUACGCACGCGACAUGCCCGCCCUCGCGACCUCGCUAAUCUCAUGGAAGAAUUAGACCGACUUCAUGCUGAAUUCAAUCCAUAUCGAACUACUUACUUGGACAUGCUGAAAGCUGCUAGUGAACCUGAGCCACCGGAAUACAACGAACAGGAGAGGGCCAGCUCUCAGCGCACUGUGGAUUUAGUCACAGACUUAAUGCACGGUUUCGCUCACGCUUAUCAUGCCAUUAGCGAUCUCUCUUUGCAAGUUGGAAGUUCGCGUCUUACAGCUGACAAUGCAUUGCGCCCUCAAGUGCAGCCUGUGGCACAGAUAAAUCUACAGGCUGGGUCUCGCCAGCAGGGAGCCACAGCGAACAGCACAGCUACCAGUGGUAGUGGUGAAGGAAAUGGGGGGCCCACUCCCACAACUCAGUCGUCUACCAACGCUGCACCAUCAGCUGAAGCUAAUACCGACGGGCAGGCGGCUCAAGCUAGUCAGCCUUCCGCACAAGCUGGUAGGAAUACUACCCAACCGACUGUCAAUAUAAACAUACAACCAGACCUCACAUACCAAGUAGAGAUAGAGACCAGUGUGCCCAUAGCAUUCCCUAUUGAGAAUGCCCUCUUUAAUGGGUUGACAAAUAUGGCUCCGAAUAACCAACAACAGCCAGAACAAAAUCAAACUCAACAGGGCCAACCCCAGAAUCAAGGCCAGCUAAACCAGGCCAACCGUCGUCAAGUAUUUUUUGAUUUUGAGCAUUUAUUCCGAGGAUUGGGCAACGCUGGCGGGAUCAGUGGUGUCGAACUUAUUAUGAGUAUGGAAGACCUUACACGGGGCGGCGUUCCCGUCAGUUUCGGGCCUAACACUGCUGCUGCUGUUGCAGCUGCUGCUGCAGCUGUUGCCAAUGCGUCUGGCAAUGCUACCAAUACAUCAGGCAAUGCUACCAAUGCAUCAAGAAAUGCUACCAAUGCAUCAGGCAAUGCUACCAAUGCAUCAGACAAUGCUAACGAUGCAUCAGGCAAUGCUACCAAUGGACCAGACAAUGCUACUGGUACCGACAGUAACGAUUCUUCUGACACUCAGCAAGCAUAUACAGUAAGAAACAGCGAUGGAACAGAAACUGGUGUGAAUUUGGGGCCUGUUACAAGAGUCACUGAGCACCCCAACCUCCUGCCAGGCAUUGCCCCAGGAUUGCCAACAGUUGAGGCUGGAGUAUAUCUUGCGCCCGUUACGUGGAAUGGACCACUGAAUGCCGAUGUACUACAGAAUAUCGUACAGUCGGUUGUACGACAGGGCUUAAUGGCUGGAGGCGAGGGGCCCGCGUCAAAUGCUUCAUCGCAGGCAAAUCCUCAGUCUCAGACUCAAUCAAAUGAACAAAACCAAACUGGUCAACCAACUGGACAGGAGUCAAAUCAAUCCCGACUCCCACCGGGCACCCACAUAAUUGGAACACCGAAUCUUGUACUUAGACAACCCGGUGGUUUGCAGUUUCGCCGACCAAAUACUACUCGUGCUCAGGUUGAAGCUGUGACCAACAUGUAUUACGACAGAUAUUUGCACUGCGACAAUGUGUUUGCUCGCCGUCGCGUACAAAGGCGCAGGGACUUGCAUUUUGAACAUAUUGCGAGCCAGGAGCAAUUGAGAGCUGAACGCGCCGCCGCGCGGAAUAUAGAAAUGCUGAGGCUGAGGAAUACAAACCUCACUGAGGACAACGUCCAGACCAUGGUGCAAUUACUUAAUGGUCCACCAACAGAAGAAGCAUGGAUGAAUGCUGUUAUGGUUGCUAUUUCUCGUCAUUUGUUCUUGUCAGAACUGAUGUAUGCUGUGGCUGAUGAGAGUGCUCUCAUGCCCAAUGAGUUCCAGGCCGUGCGGCUUUUGCUUCGCAACUAUAUCGAGACAUUGCUUGAACGCUCCGGUUCAACUGAUGGGCAAAAUGCCUUUGAAGCAGUUGCUGACUUCCUCGUCAGUGAACAAACUCAAUUUAUUGAAGGCAUGCGCAACCUGACCAGACUGCGUGCUGACGUGGAUCCGUACACAUCCAUUCGAGCUUUAGUUCGCUCCCGUUUACCGGCCGUCAUCGCGUGCGUCAUGUCCGAGGCAAACACUGAAACGUUUGCUCUACGUUUCUACAGCGUCUUUUCACGUUUCUUCAUCGAUAUGUGCACACUGAUCUCCUAUUGCUGUGAGAAUGGCAUUGAUGGAUUACGCAUUAUUUAUAUGUCGUACUUGGAACAAGCAGUCCAAAACUAUGAUGGAUCAGUGCAAGAUUUGUUGCUCACUCUUAGUACUGGCAACUUGAACGGGAUUUUGCAAAAUAUGGACUCUCACAUGGAGGCAAUACAGCCAUUUAUUCGACGAACGGGAUCACUUGCUUUUAUAAAGCAUGCACGUCGUUUCGCUGAGCGCAACUUUGAACCACCGUUGCCAGUGGAGAUUCCCCUACCACCCACAUCGCAUAGCAGCGGAGAGUCGGCGCACAGCACUCCGCCUUCAACAUCUGCGCUCAAUUUGACCGUUUCACGCCGCUCGGACGAGAGGCCAGCUGGAACUACACCCCAAGUUGGGACUGCUGUCAGCUCUGCUCGUGCAUCGACAUCCUCUGCGAGAACAGAAACAGCGACCUCUAACAGUUCCGCGCCGAUAUAUCAUCAAGCUAACAAUUUUUCACACACUGCGUCGAAUUCGUCAAGGACUUCAAGGACUCAGAGGUCUGAAACAGUCACCACAUCGACUGAUGGUGCUCCCGAUUCACCAACUAAUAUGCGAUUUGUUCCUCCUGUGCUCAUUGUGCAGCACUGGGGCGAAGAGUGGGUGCCGGUGUUCACUCGCGACCAGAACAGGCAGAGGAACGACUCACAGGAAGCGUACAGUGACGCUUACUUGACAGGAAUGCCGUCUAGGAAACGCCGCUGUGUCAGGCAGAGCCGCCCAACCAAUACGCUUGAUGGCUUUAUGAAUGAAAGCUCCAAUGAGGCAAAUGUGGAGCCCCCUCAAACUGAGGAUAAUAAUACUAUUCGUCAUGCUCUACGAGAACACAUGCGAAAUAUGGCCCGUAACCGCGCCUCCGGUUCGGACGACUAUGAAUCCUCGCGGUUCUCCACUACUGCCAGAUUCGUCGACUCACCCGUGCCCAAUAAUCAGGAGCAGCCAGAUACCGAGAACAGGGAAAAUUCUUAAAUAUUGACGUUUUAGAUUAAAGAGACGACAGCCCUUAUAUUAACCACUGUAAUACAUUAAGGUUUUCGCUUGUCUUCUCUUACCAAGCUAUAAAUUUAAAAAAAAAGAAUAUUCGAUUAAUUAAAUGAAAUUUGAAACUGCUUAACUAUAUUAUUUAAUUUAAAAUUUGUCUAUUUAGUGGAGUAUCGUUAUAAAAAAUAAACUUAAAACCCUGGAAUCCACAGCCAAGAUUUUUGAAUAAAUAUUAAUAAAAGCUCCUGCAUAGCAUUACAAUAUCGUUACAACAGUAACAGUAACUUCAAUAUUACUUCAUGUUGAUUACCAAAAGCAAGAAAAGUGCUUAUUAUAUGAAGAUAUAUAGAUUAGAUAUCUUACGGCACUAAAUGCUGAUUAUUUUAUUUAAAGAUAUAAAACAAUAUUUUAAUCUCUACAUAUUUAGACUCUAGAUCUUAAUAUAUUUUAUUUUAAGAGACACUGCAAUUCAUUUAUUUUAAUAAAUAGUUGACUUGUUGUAUGAUGCCCAGUAAACAUUGAACCAAGCUAAAGACAUUCUUUUAAAGCAUAUAUUAUUCAAAUUUAUUUUUGUAAUCAUUUUGACAAGAUUGUAAUUUUAUUUGAAAUUCCGACUGAGUAAUGGUUAUUAUAUUUAUUUAUAUAAUUUAAAACAAAAGUCUCAUUCGAAUUUGAAAAUAUUUAACACAUUUUACGUUGUAACAGUAGAAUUAUAAUAGUACUCAAUUAAAUUCUGUUACACAGCUUGCAAAAUUUAUAUUUGUUUUAAAUUGCUAAUUUUGAAUGAAUUAAAUAUAACUUAUGAUCUUAUUGUUAUUAUAAUAUUAUAUAAACUAGUUAAGAUGAUUUAGUAGCGUACUUUAGUAUAUUUUAAUAUUUUCUUGAUUAGUGCUUGCUGGUCUGUUCAUCCACAACAUAGUUUGUUUGUACUUGCUUAUACUAUAAUUGUACGUUACAUCAUAUAUAGUGUAAGUUGUAUUGGAUUAACCACUGUAUUGGUGUUAAUAUUACUCUUAGAUGAGAACCCAGCAAAUGUGUACUGCUAAUUAGAAAAA